Messenger RNA from Chelmon rostratus (copperband butterflyfish), 4805 nucleotides. RefSeq names its product solute carrier family 38 member 10 (gene slc38a10). The record is from RefSeq and is a predicted model, not a curated record. NCBI's taxonomy places the organism in Eukaryota, Metazoa, Chordata, Actinopteri, Chaetodontiformes, Chaetodontidae. Gene Ontology annotation, molecular function: amino acid transmembrane transporter activity. Gene Ontology annotation, biological process: amino acid transmembrane transport. Bases 360 to 3695 code for a protein of 1111 amino acids. The transcript has 18 exons.
GGAUACGCGUUCGCAAGAUACAGCCUAGUGCUAGCAUCAUUAUUUGCUUCCCUGUUUCCGUUAACCUGUAGUGUUGUCAUAUAGACACACGCAAACGCAGUUUUUCAGCGACAAAUGACCGUUUAAUGCCACGAAAUUACCGAUGAUAACGUUAACAGGAGAGCGAGGCGGUGGGGGCAGAAGUCGAAGAGAAAGAGCGCCACGUCACUGACCAGCGGAGGAGUCAGAAAAACCUACCCGGAAUUGAGUCUCGAGUGCCCGCUUUGGACCAUAUAUAAGUCAGUUAACUACACCGUUAGCCUUUAACGGUCGGCUGACAUUUUCUUACCGAAGGAGGACCUGUCACUAAGCGGCUCAAAAUGACGGCGUCCAACUGGGGUCUUAUCAUGAACGUGGUGAACAGCAUCGUCGGGGUCAGUGUGCUCACCAUGCCCUUCUGCUUCAAACAGUGUGGGAUAGUGCUGGGAACUCUCCUGUUGUUCUUCUGCUCGUGGAUGACCCACAAGUCUUGCAUGUUCCUGGUCCACACAGCGAGCAACACUAAAAGAAGGACCUAUGCCGGAUUGGCCUUUCAUGCUUACGGGAAACCAGGAAAAACACUGGUGGAGACGAGUAUGAUCGGUUUGAUGUUGGGUACCUGUAUUGCCUUCUACGUCGUGAUAGCUGAUCUGGGCUCAAAUUUCUUUGCUCAGCUUUUAGGUUUAGAGGUGACGUUCGGUUUCCGCGUGCUGCUGCUCAUCGCCGUUUCUCUGUUCAUCGUACUCCCUCUAAGUCUGCAGAGGAACAUGAUGUCCUCCAUCCAGUCCUUCUCCGCUAUGGCUCUCAUGUUCUACACCCUCUUCAUGUUCACGAUGGUGCUGUCCUCGUUCAAACACGGGCUGCUCAGCGGCUGGUGGCUAGAGCAGGUCAAUGUGGUGCGCUGGGAGGGUGUGUUUCGCUGUCUCCCCAUCUGUGGCAUGGCCUUCGCCUGUCAGUCGCAGGUGCUCCCGACCUACGACAGCCUGGACGAACCAUCCGUCAAACGCAUGAGCACCAUCUUCACCUCAGCCCUCAACGUAGUCACCAUCUUCUACAUCACUGUGGGUUUCUUUGGCUACGUCAGUUUCACAGAGAACAUUGCAGGCAACGUGCUGAUGAACUUCCCGUCCAACCUGGUGACAGAGAUGAUCCGUGUGGGCUUCAUGAUGUCUGUGGCCGUCGGCUUCCCCAUGAUGAUCCUGCCGUGCCGCCAGGCCAUCAACACCAUGCUUUUUGAGCAGCAGCAGAAGGAUGGGACGUUUGCUGCCGGGGGAUAUAUGCCUCCUCUGCGCUUCAAGGCAAUCACCCUCUGCAUUGUGUUUGGCACCAUGCUGGGAGGCAUUCUCAUCCCUAACGUGGAAACCAUUCUGGGUCUGACUGGAGCCACCAUGGGCAGCCUCAUCUGCUUCAUAUGCCCUGCUCUCAUCUACAGAAAGAUCCAGAAGAAUGGCAUCAUCGCUCAGCUGGUGCUUUGGGUGGGUCUGGGCAUCCUGCUGGUCAGCACCUUCACCACCCUCUCAAUUUCAUCCAGAAGCCCCGGCAUCAAGGUCCAAGCUCCUCCCCCUCCAGCACCUAACAGGAACAACCCGCUGCUACCAGACCUCCCUGAACUGCACGACAAUUCUGCAAACAAGAGGCCAGUGGAGAUAGAAAAACCUGACCAUCCAGCUGUGGAGGUGUUAAAACCCGUAGACAGGGCUGAGCCCCCCCAGAUUAAAGGACCAGUGGAACUACCUGAGAGAAAGAAGGAAGAGGUGCAGUUGGACCGCCCUGAUCCUGGCGUUGCAGUGCCGGAGGGGGAGGCCCAUCGCCACGAACCGCCCAUCCCUCAUGACGAGGUCAAGGUAGACACGAGAAAGAACAACGCAGAGCUGGAGGAGGAAAAGAAGCAACCCGUUCCUCCUGCAGGAGGAGAAGAGGAAGAACCCAAACGAGACGAAGAUCGAGAGCACGCUGUCGAAGUUGAGAACAAAAAAGACAGGUUUGAAGAGAAACCAAAGCCUGUGGAGGCUGUUGUGAGGAAAGAGGAGGUGGAUUUGGGUGGAGGUGAAGUCCUGUCCAAUGAGGUGGUAGAGAAGCCGGUUGCAGACGCAGGCAAAAAGCUGGACGUUCCCCCGCUAAAGAAAGUUGAGAAGCUCGAUCCUGUGAAAGAGCCUCUUGCAGGGAAUGUAGCUGCGGUGGAAAGUCAGGCUGCGGCAGCAAAAGUCGAUAAUGUGGCCAAAGCUCUAGAUGCUGCAGGGAAACCUCCACCUCCUGAAGGCGAGCAUCAUCCCGCAGCAGACGAAGCUCCAGCCGCAGACAGCAAAGAUGCAGCUGACGAGAAGUUGGACGUGAUAAAAAAGCUGGUUGCAGAGGGCCAGUUCAACCACGCCGUGCUACUGCAGGUGAUCAAGGAGCAGCAGGUGCAACAGAAGAGACUUCUAGACCAGCAGGCGAAACUACUGGCUGUCAUAGAAGAGCAACAUAAGGAAAUCCACCAGAAACAACCUGCAGGAGCUGCUGCUGAAGGCGAGGCAGAGAAAGGCAUCCAGGAACACUUGGAGGUGAUUGAAGGUGGAGGAGCAAAGCCCAAAGAGUCUGGCCUGGCCUCAGACCUGAAGCAGCCAGAGGUAGCUGGAGCUCCACAAGGUGGAGUAGCUGAGCCUCACGCCGUGGCCCAGAAUCAAGCUCAGGCUGGGGACAGGGGUGCUGAGGUUGAGGCUCAUAAAGUACUUGUUCAAGCGCCUUACAAGGAGGAUGUCCAUGCUGCAGCAGGAGGAGAAUCCCAUAAGCAGAGCGAGCUGGGGGCGAGAGGAGUGCCACUGGGAAAGAAAAGAGUCGAUGACGGUCAGCCUGUACAUCAAAACGAUCAGGCAGCUCAACUUAAAGAUGAAGAAAGAAGCCUGGAUAAGGAAAAAGAGAAAAUUGAAAAUCUUAAAAAAGAAGAGCUGAAGAUUGAGGUUCAGGCGAGACUGGAAAAAGAAAGGAUUGAGGGGGAGAGACUGGAAAACCUGGCCAGAGAACAGGAGUUAGAAGAAGAAAGACAGAGGAAAGAGAAAGAAUUGCAGGCAAGGUUAGAAAAAGAACAACUGGACAAGGAGAGACGAAAGAAGCUGGCCGCAGAACAGGAGUUGGAGAAAGAGAGAGCAGUGAAAGAGAAACUCACACAGGAGAAAGCUGCAGAAGAGAGGCUUCAGCAGGAGAUCCAGAAGGCAGAUAAUGAAAUACUUGAGAGAGCGAGGAAAGAGAUGAUUGUGGAGGAGGCUGAGGAGAGGCUGGCCCACCUGGAGCGAGCCGUAGUAGCCAGAAAUGCUGGAAAAGCUGCACAGGGGGCUGAGAGGGAAGACGGUGAAGCUUUGAAGACAGGAGGACGAGACCUCAAAGAGGAGGCUGCUACUCAGGCAGACCCCAGAGAAGGUGUGGAAGACGGGGCCCUCAGAGCCAAGGCUCACCCCCAGGGCUCCCACGAGAGGGUCAGGGACCAGGGAGAGAUGGAUCUAAGGCGGAGGCGAAGGGCACUGGGACCCAAAGAGGCUGGAGGGCCUCCACGGGAGACCAGGGGUGUGCCGGGGUUGGAGCCCCUGCUGGAGCUGGGGGGCUCAGACCUGCAUGUGGCCCUAGAGGAGCAGCUACUGGCUGGAGCAAUGGUGCACUCACGGCAGAUUAAACAGGUCUCAGAGGAUGAGGGAGCGAAAUAAAACACAUCAGAUACGCACCAAUUCUCAUUCACUCAUCGGACAGUAACACACACUGUACACCUGCAGAACACUUGUAAUACUGUGGACCACAAUAUUGUUGCCUUAAAUUCUUUCUUGCCUUCACAAAAUGUUACGGACAAAGAGGAACAUUUUCUCUCUGUGUGUGUACUGGAAAUAACCCAAAGUCUUUAUUAAAGAACAAAGUGUAUGUAAAUAUUAACUUAUUUUUGUCUUUAAGGGGGAGAAUUUUAAAGAGGUAACUGUUGAAAUGUAAAUAAAACUAUGCAAAUAUUCUCUGGAGCAUUUAGACAGGACGAAUAUACAGUAUUAAUGUUUGUUCUUGAAUCACUCAUGUUCCUUUUUGUAGAGUCUGCCUCUGCAGGAUCUGUGAUUUAUUGUCUCCUGUGCUGUUUUUGUCUUAUGCAUUUCGGUCAGUUUGUUUCUGUUACUUUGACAUGUAAAUAUUGUAAAUGUGAUGCGUGAUCAAUGUUUAAGGUUUCUUUGAACCUACAUUUAACACAUAUUGGAUGUACACAUAUUGUGUGUUCAGGCACCCUUAUAAGUGUUGUUUCAUUCUACUUUCGGAUGAAAGUAACUGAAUACGACUUCAUGCUGGAGCUACGAGGUAUAUAAUGUAGCCUUACUGUUUGAUGAACUGUGGACAAUGAAGCAGCUUGAUCCAUCUGGAUCCAUGACUCUAGCUGCUAAUCAUUCCAUCUUCAGUAUCUCUUCCUUGUUGAUUUAUCAGUGCCUUCCAACUCAUGCUGCAGUAGUGAUAUUUUAUCAAAGCAAAAAUGUGGCAGUUUUUCCUCAGUUUGUGGUCUCGCUUCCACUGAACCUCUUACUGUAACCAGUACAGUAAUAAAGAGAAAAUAAGAUCUGUACGUUGUGUUAAGGACAUAGGAAGGAAAUAUGGAAGAUGGAGUGUUUUCUUAGUAAUGCAGCUUUUCUGAAAAUUCCUCCUUCAGUUACCACUUAACAUAUGCUGGACCUUUGCUUUGUACCAGAGGCUAUUUUUAUGACUAUUUUUCUAUGUGCAUUGUAUUUCUGUACAUUCUGCUGAUAAGAAUAAAUAAAAACAUCUCUAUGACAACCAUGGCUGUUGCUCUG